AUGGCUUUGGUUCAAAAAUAUGGGAGGCCAGAUCUUUUUAUCACCAUGACAUGUAACCCAAAUUGGGAAGAAGUUAAAAGUCAACUGCUCCAAGGACAAGUGCCACAAGAUUGCCCUGAUCUGGUCACCAGGGUAUUUCACGCAAAAUUGGAACAAUUGAAAGAAGACGUAAUUAAAAAAGGGGUGCUUGGAAAAGUAGCCGCACAUGCUUUCGUUGUGGAAUUUCAAAAACGAGGCUUACCGCAUGUUCACAUGCUGAUUAUGUUAGAACCAAAUGACAAGCUUAACAACCCUGAUGAAUAUGAUCGCAUUGUUAAAGCUGAAAUACCAGAUCAGAAUGAAGAGCCUCGACUAUAUGAUGCAGUGUGUACACAUAUGAUUCAUGGCCCAUGUGGACCUCUCAAUCCACGACAAUCAUGUAUCAAAAAAGGCACUUGCAAUAAGGGUUACCCAAAAUCAUUUGCGAAUUUCACAGUGCAAGGCAAAGAUGCAUAUCCUAUGUAUCAAAGACGACCAAACCGUCAACCAGUAUAUUUGCGUGGUCAAGGAAAUAUGACUGUGGAUAACCGCUGGGUGGUUCCCUACAACCCAUGGUUGUUAUUACGGUAUAAUUGUCACAUCAAUGUCGAAGUAUGCGGUAGUAUAAAGAGUGUCAAGUACUUAUAUAAGUAUAUCUACAAAGGUCCUGACAGAGUGUCACUUGAGGUGCAGUCCAACCCAGAGUUCGAUGAAAUUAGCCAAUUUGUUGAUGCAAGAGGUCCAAAAUCAUUUUUGGACUUGCUUACUGUUAAUGGGGCUUUACAACCAACAUUCAAGCAGGCAGCGGAGAACCGAGGUUUGCUUGAAAAUGACAAUAGUAUUCGAAUGUGUCUGGCGGAGGCAUCUGCAAUAAGGAUGCCAUCAGCUUUGAGGAGAUUAUUCGUUACACUCUUGGUGUAUGGGGUGCCAGUUGGUGUUCGAGCAUUGUGGGAUGAAUUUGCGCAUUUUAUGGUAGAAGAUUAUACUUCAUCUGAUGAUAUUGCAAACAGAAACAGGCUCUUACGAGACCUAAAUAGAAUACUUCAACAAUUUGGCAAGAACAUUAGAGAUUAUGACCUCCCUCAAUUAACCGGUGAGCUAGAAGAUAAUAUCGGAAUGCCAAGAUGUAUUGAAGAUGAACUUUUUAUCCAUGUUCCUCAAGAAGAUAUUGAUGCAAUUGAUCGUCUUAACAAUGACCAAAUGGUUGCCUUCAACACCAUAAUGUCUGUUGUGGAUGGAAAAGAAAGUGCUUUAUUUUUUGUUGAUGGUCCCGGAGGAACUGGGAAAACGUAUCUAUACCGUGCGCUGUUAGCAAAUUUAAGAAGAAUGAAUCAUAUAGUCUUAGCAACAACAUCAUUUGGAAUAGCGGCAAACAUAUUGCCCGGCGGGAGGACAGCUCACUCCAGAUUCAAGAUUCCCCUAAAAGUACUACCUUCAUCCAUGUGUUCCAUAGGUAAACAGUCUGCACUGGCACAAUUGGUACGACAAUCCACUGCAAUUAUAUGGGAUGAGGCACCUAUGACAAAUCGAGAUGUGUUUGAAUUAGUUGAUCGAACUUUUCAGGACAUAAUGGACGUGAAAAUUCCUUUUGGUGGUAAAAUAAUGAUUUUCGGGGGAGAUUUUCGUCAAGUCCUUCCUGUCAUUCCUAAAGGAACAAAGUCUCAACUCAUCGAAGCCUCGAUUAUGAGAUCAUCGUUUUGGCCAGCUACAAGGAUAUUGAGACUGAGGCAGAAUAUGAGAUCCAUAAAUGACCACCGAUUUGCGGAGUUUCUAUUACGUGUUGGCGACGGUAGUGAACAAGUCAUCCAUGACGACAUGAUAAGGUUACCAGAAAGCAUGGUGAUUCCCUGA
Molecule: messenger RNA, 1869 nt
Organism: Fragaria vesca subsp. vesca
Lineage: Eukaryota; Viridiplantae; Streptophyta; Magnoliopsida; Rosales; Rosaceae
Exons: 2
Coding region: 1-1869 (622 amino acids)
Source: RefSeq, a predicted model, not a curated record